Molecule: messenger RNA, 3248 nt
Organism: Trematosphaeria pertusa
Lineage: Eukaryota; Fungi; Ascomycota; Dothideomycetes; Pleosporales; Trematosphaeriaceae
Exons: 2
Coding region: 1-2934 (977 amino acids)
Source: RefSeq, a predicted model, not a curated record
AUGUCCAAUGAACGGGGUGCUUACGCAUUCUUUCGGGGUCUUGCGGAUCGUGACUCAUAUGACGGAGGCUACGGACUUGGUGCAGAUGCAAAGUACUCACUGACGGAUCAUGUAAUGAUCGGUUUGGCCCUCAAAUGCCUUGAAGAACUUGGAAUAUCCACCCCGAAGGAAGACCUCGACCCCCAACACCCCUGGUUUUACUACUCGUACGAGGAAGUGAAACGAAAGACCCUAAAGCGGUUCACGACUGUCAACCCCAUCUCGAAAAAACGGACGCUGGCCACAAGCAGAUGGCCGAACAGGACCAGGUUCUUGCUACAUUCCAAAGACACUUUUCUCUUCUUCGCAGUAAAUAUGGACUAUUUUAAUGGCUUCAAAAGGAGCACAACAUCAUCGACCCACGGAUCAAAAGCGUCAAAAUCGGCCAAGCCAGCAGAUGCUUGGAGGUAUACUGACGAUCGAUGGGCAAAACUACUUGAGGCCCAGGCAUACCAUGAUGAGUUCCAAUAUCUGGAAUGGGAAAAGCCUUUGUGGUAUGCCCUUGUUUUUGUCCUUGUGUGCACAGGAAGACGGGUCAACAACCAAUCGUCUGAGGUCUUGAUCAACGAGACUCAGACUACACUACUCGGCUCAUCCUGGUACAACGGUAUGUUCCCAGGCCUACUUGGCCGAAAGAAGAAACCUGUACCUCACGAGAGGGAGAGCGAACGCGACUCUUACUGGUUCUCGACAUUUGAGAUAUCAAACAUCUUGUGGACAUUUGGGUCAGACAGUACCAGCGCGAUGGCAAGUCAACCUUCCAGCACCCCACCAAUCAGAACCACGAACGUGAAUCCGGUCAAUAACAAAGACGCAACUGGAACUGGGCAGCAAGUCGAAAAACACGCCCCGUUCAUCAAUCUCAGCCCUCCAAAGGACCUGUUGGGCCGCGAUAUUUUGUCCGACGAUUGGCUCCAGGAUUCACCAGCAGUUUUGAAAUUCGACCCUGAACCCAUGUCAACCUCCGCAGCAUCGGAUGACACAUCUACGCAGAUCAGUUCAGGGCCAACCUUUCAUGUGACCGGUGUCGUAAUCGAUGUUCCCAGGUACAGUCUGGGAACUGAGAUUUCUAAGCCUCAAGUUACAACACAAAUGUUUGACGCUCUACGGAAGCGAAGGACUGUCUGGGAUUCGAAAAAAAGGAUCAUAUGGCUUAUCAACUGGGACGAGGAGAUCCAGAAAGAGGUCUACGAUGCAUGCUCUGAGGUCGAACUCAAAAACGCACAGUCCUUUUUUGGGCGGCAUGUCAGUCGCGAAAAGUAUUUUCUUGACAGCGCCACAGCGACGCUGAACGAAUGGGAGACCGAGCUACACCUAUCGUUCUUUCGGAUCUCUAAGGUAUUUGAUGGCAGUCUCCAUCCUCUUGCGAAAGGCAAAUUCCUUGCAUCGACCGCAAUGAGCUUUCGUUUCUCUGGAGACUUUUCCGACCGAUACUGGACAUGCUAUUUCUUGGAACAUGGAUCGACGAGUUAUAAGGCGACAGACCUGGGGUCGCGCUUAAUACCGCCCCCGACUUGCGGCAUCAGAGGCGAUUUAGACCUGCAGAAGAAUGAUGAUGAUGGACUUGGGCCAGCGAAGAGGAGGGAAAAGAGAUGUGAUGUCUUCGCCAAACCCUGGCAACAACGUCGAGUGCUGGAGCUCCUGAUCUAUGUCAAGAUGCUUGAAGAGUUGCAUCAUAACACGGACGAGGUUUUGAGCACUGUCAAAGAACUUGCUCUUCGCCUUGAUAAGAAAGAAGGCGCCGAUCCGGAGAUGAACCCAUUCAAAACAGCAAUCGAGGAAGCAGAUCGGCUACGGAAGUUGGGAACCACAGAGGAUUACACUUCCAUUGCAGAUGAAUGGCAGAGGUUCCAGCAGAUCCUUCUGGUCAUCGAAGAAAAUCUGACAGACAACAUUGAGAAAAUCAAGCAGUGGGAUAGCCGUGAAGGUGACCGCCAGAGUCAACAGCCGCGGUGGACGGACCGAGACAAGCGGCUCCAUUUCACAACGAUACUCAGACUCAGGAUCAUGAGUCAGAGACAGGCCAAGGAGAUUGAGCGACUGAACGAUGACGUCCGAGCUUUCCGUGAGUCCCUGCCACGCCAACUUGAGACGAUCCGAGAAGACAUCAACUUCCGUGGUUCCCAGAACAUCAACUUGUUCACUUAUGUAACAGUUGUUUUCCUUCCCCUUGGAUUUGCUACUGGCCUCCUUAGCAUGAGUGGCGCUCCCGAUCACGCUCUGCUAAUGAACCUGGUGACUUUGUCUCUUGGCGCUCUCGGCAUCACGCUCUUUGCAUUGCUCAAUGCAGAGGCUGGAAAGGCAAUUGUGACACCACCGGUUAAGCGAUAUCUUUGGGCGACACAGAUGCUAUGGAAGUUAACGACGUACACCUUCUUUUACACUAUCGUUGAGCGGACAGUAUACCGCGCCCAGUACAGGGAGCGACAACAGACCUCAACGAAUGAGGGUCUGUCAAACAAGAACCCACCGGACCAGAGAACACCGAAUCAAAGCACUUCACAGAAAGGCCCAGCCAAACAGCAGCUAGGAUCGAAGAAGUCGGCAUCUGUCGAACCAGGACCAGAACGACCAGGCCAAUUGCAGACAGUCGAACGACAGCCGGCUCAUGAGCAGACUAGUAAGGAACAGCAACAGCGACGUGCAGUAAUGGAAGAUGCAGAAUCUACCAAUGAUUCCAUAUGGCCCGAGAGAUGGCGGCAAAAGUACAACACAGUCAAAAUGUUUUCGUACCGCAAAGCUGUGCAGGAAGCCGAGAAACAGAAUAAGAUUGCAAAAAGAAAACUCCAGCAAAACAACAGGAGCAGUCGACCAAACAAGUUGGACAACCCGUUCUCACCUGACCUGGAGAAGGGAGUGUGUAAUGGUCAGAAUCUGGAAUCGCCGACGGUUUGAACGGAGGAGUGGGGCCAAGAGGGAGGAAGUAGGCGGAUGCUUAGGCAACUGGACUCAAUUAGCAGACGCCAGAACGCUCAUCGCGUGGAGAAAGCUCCCGGUGCUGAUGGUCUGACGGUCGUGUUGACGAUUUCGAUUUUGGUGAAUACGGUUGGGCAGACGGAGCCUGUGAUUUCCUUACGACUCGUUACUGUUCUGUAGUUAUGACUGAAUGUGCUCGAUCACGCUCCAGCUCCGCGGAAGUGUUUGGGAAUUCUGCGAGAAGUGUGUUUCUUAAUAAUUGUUGUUUUCAAUGUCCGAUGGAAUAGAUGUGC